AGAAAAGGCAAAAGAAGAAGAAACUCAGGAAAACUGACAUGAGUCCGAUAUUAAUGUUCAUGAGUGACUUCUGUGAUCACACUGAUGGUUUAGAAAUGUCCCAGUUUCGCUUCUCUGCUCAGCUCUGACACAUGUGGCGCCGCGGAAGCGCUCUUUUUAUUUUUAUAGCUGUUUCUGCUUAUUACGCCACUUCUUACUUCGAGCAGAGAGAAGUAGGAAAAAGGUCGGUUUCAGUCCCACUUCCUAAGUUAUUUUAUGCUGUUUGCAAGCUUCAUUAUUAGAAGACUCAACAGGAUGUCCACUCUUCCCCGUCAUGUCAUCUGGGAGUCGGAGGGACUGGUGGCCUACCUUCACCCCCGGCCCUGGACCCCAGGCUCUGUCAUCCUGGAGAGCAGCCCCCCUGGGAGGCCGGGCGGCAGCAUCUUCCACCUGGAGAAGCAGCAGUUUUUAUCCUGGCUGUUGGGGGCGAGAGCCGUCUCACAGCUGCUGUGUGACAGGCUGGCAGUGCGGAGGUGUGCGCUGGUCAGCAGACCCCACAGAGACAGACCUGCCCAGAUCCUAGUCCUCCCUCUACAUGGUCUGGACGCAGAGUGGCGCCCUCACCUGGCAGGAGAUGAGGAGCACAACGCCCAUGACCCAGGUUACUGCACCUCCAGGACUGCUCCCAGGUGGAGUGACUCCGGCCUGACUGAGAUCCAGACCAAGAUCAGAGCCAAGCUCCCGUCACCUGACGCUCCGCCCGAUCUGACUUUCCUUGGGGACGAUCCGGCUGACUCCGGGUUGUUUUCACGCAUCGUCCGUGGGGAGGAGCAGCAGUGGCGGGUGUGGGAAGACAAGUAUCACGUGGCGUUUCUCACUCCAUUUCCCAACUCCCCUGGCUUUACUGUGCUGGUCCCACGUCGACCUUUGACCUCUGAUAUAUUCAGACUAGAAAAAGGGGACUAUGAGCAGCUGGUGCUCGCAGCCUGGGAGGUGUCGAGGCUUCUUGAGGAGGGGCUGGGUUCCUGGGGGACGGGGCUUAUUUUUGAGGGUUUUGAGAUCGACUACGCUCACGCAAAGUUGAUACCUCUGUUUCUACCUCCAUCAUCAGAGACCGGAGGUGACGCCAUUAAGCCAUCAGCUCCCCAGUUUUACCCCACUUAUCCUGGAUAUGUGAGCUCAGAAGAUGGACCUGAAGCCAGCCUGGAAAGUCUGAAGGAAUUACAGAUAAAAAUGACUCAGACAUGAUGCUGUUACCUGUGGUGUCAUUCCUACGUGCCUGCCAAGCGCAAAUUCCUCUCACCUUUGCCUUAAGAAGUGUCUAAAAUAAUUGUAGCACCUUAAUUAAAAACGUAAGUAUUUAAAAUCAAAGUAUGAAAUUCAAAAACAAAUAAUUCAGCACUUCAUGUUUUAGACACACGUACUGUAAAAUGACACAACUAGGAAACAUUCCAUUUAUUAUGUUUUGAUCAGAAUAAAGAUUUUUAUAUGUU
Messenger RNA from Acanthopagrus latus (yellowfin seabream), 1472 nucleotides. RefSeq lists its product as uncharacterized. Gene Ontology annotation, molecular function: catalytic activity. Bases 256 to 1227 code for a protein of 323 amino acids. The transcript is spliced from 3 exons. Lineage: Eukaryota; Metazoa; Chordata; Actinopteri; Spariformes; Sparidae. The record is from RefSeq and is a predicted model, not a curated record.